Halteromyces radiatus is the source of this 1924-nucleotide messenger RNA. RefSeq names its product ornithine decarboxylase. Gene Ontology annotation, cellular component: cytoplasm. The record is from RefSeq and is a predicted model, not a curated record. The coding region runs from base 484 to 1785 and encodes 433 amino acids. NCBI's taxonomy places the organism in Eukaryota, Fungi, Mucoromycota, Mucoromycetes, Mucorales, Cunninghamellaceae. Gene Ontology annotation, molecular function: ornithine decarboxylase activity. The transcript has 4 exons.
UUUUUUUUUUUUGUGUGUGUCUUUUAAAGGACUUGAAUUUGUUUCUUUAUUAAACACAUUUAUUUACUUUUUAACUCGCCCAACCCACUUUUUUUUUUAUUUGAUACUCGGACUGUCCCAUAUUUAGGCAGUUCGAACAUCCAUCACGUCCUCUAGAAAAAGACUUUUGAAUAGCUUAUUCAACCGACGAGGUUUCCCCCCUUGGCUUCGCUGAAUCUGCUUGUAUAUCACUUGCUAUCUCCCUUACUCUUCUUCCUUUUAUAUAUUCUUUUAUUGUACUCCACGUUAUUACAUUAUACACCCACGCGCUAUUUUUAUUACUAGUAUCGUUACCUUAUUUUAUAUUACCGUCAUAUUCGGAUACUUUAAAUUUUUUUUAUCCCUCUCUCUCUCUUUUUUUUUCUCUUUUUUUGUUGUUGAAAACUCUUCAUCUAUUUCUUCCCUUUCUCUUUCCACUUUUAUUUUAUUUCUUUUUCCACAAAUAUGAUCCCUCAAUUGGAAACUGCUGUUUUUGGUCAACAACCUGGGUUUAAUAUUGGUGGUCCUCCUAUUAAAGAUACUAUCGGUGAUACAAAUGUUCCUAUGAUUCACAAUCUCUCUGUACACGAUACUGCAAAACAAAAAUUGGAUUCACAUUCUCGUGUCAAAUGGGAAACUGAUCAAGAAAAUGCUUUUUUUGUUGCAAAUUUGGGUGAAGUUUAUCGUCAACAUAUUCGUUGGAAUUCUCUUUUACCUCGUAUUGAACCACAUUUUGCUAUCAAGUCGAAUCCAGAUCCAAUGGUUGCCAAGCUUCUUGCCUCUUUAGGAGUUGGUUUUGAUUGUGCAAGUAAAGCGGAAAUUCAACAAGUUCUUGACAUGGGUGUGGAACCUAGUCGUAUCAUUUAUGCCAAUCCUUGUAAACAAGCUUCUUAUAUUCGUUAUGUUGCUCAACAAAAUGUUGCCAAGAUGACUUUUGACAAUGCUGAAGAGCUACACAAGAUUAAGAUGAUUUAUCCUAAUGCUGAAUUGGUCCUUCGUAUUUUGACCGAUGAUUCGAAAUCUGAUUGUCAAUUAGGUCUCAAAUUUGGUGCUCCUUUGGAAACUGUGGAUCAUCUUCUUCGUACCGCAAAGGAAUUAUCAUUGAAUGUGAUUGGUGUCAGUUUUCAUGUAGGAAGUGGAUGUCACGAUGAAAAUGCUUUUGCUGAUGCUGUUUUGCGUGCUAGAACGGUAUUUGAUCAAGCUGAAGCGUUGGGAUUCCAUUUUACUUUACUCGAUGUGGGAGGUGGUUUUCCUGGUGCUGAUAUCAAGGAUGGAAUUACAUUUGAAAAAGUGGCAGCUGUUUUGGGACCUGCUGUGGAUGAAUUGUUUUCUCCUGAUAUCCGUGUGAUUGCGGAACCUGGUCGGUACUACGUUGCUUCAGCCUUUACUUUAUGUACACAUAUCAUUGGUCGACGCACAGUAAUGAAAGGUUCUGAAGAUCCAUCUUAUAUGUAUUAUGUUAAUGACGGUAUGUAUGGUGCAUUUAAUUGUAUUCUCUUUGAUCAUCAAGUUGUCGUACCUCAUGUAUUAUCAAAGAAUGGUCGUUAUGUUUAUGGUCAGAAACUUAAUGAAACAGAAUACGAAUGCUCUAUUUGGGGUCCUACCUGUGAUUCAAUUGAUUGUUUGAACAAGUCAACUCGAUUACCACUAUUGGAAGAAGGUGAUUGGCUUUAUUAUGAAAAUAUGGGUGCUUAUACUAUUUGUGCUGCUUCUCAAUUCAAUGGAUUCCAGAAAUCAAAGGUUAUAUAUACAAAUACCUCUUGUUGAAAUAGUAAUAGUUUAUUAUUAAUUACUUUUCUACAUAGUGUUACAUUUACCUUUCUAUUGACAUUUUUAAAAUAAAAAAUUUCUUACCUUUUGGGCGGGAUUUUUUUUUCUCGUACAAAUUUAAUAUUUUGUGGUCCUU